Messenger RNA from Nelumbo nucifera (sacred lotus), 1568 nucleotides. RefSeq lists its product as uncharacterized. The record is from RefSeq and is a predicted model, not a curated record. Lineage: Eukaryota; Viridiplantae; Streptophyta; Magnoliopsida; Proteales; Nelumbonaceae.
GAAGACCUCUUUCUCUCUCUCUCCGUCCCUGUCCGUAACACAUAUUCUCUCUCCUCCUCCUCACUCUCAGUCCUCACAUGUAAGUGUGAACCAGAGGAACGGCAACGGAAAAAAAAAGAAAAAAAAAACAGAUCUUUCUCUCUCCUUUUUCUAAUCUUCUAAACGAGGGAAAGAAGGAAUUCAAUGGGGUUCUGAUUCUGAAAACUAAAAGAUUUCUUACACCAUUAGAUAGAGAAAUUGAUAGACAGAGAAAGAUAGAGACAGGAGAAGGAGAAGAGAAAGCGAGAGAGAUGGGAGGAGUGACUUCGUCCAUGGCGGCCAAGUUCGCAUUCUUCCCACCCAAUCCUCCUUCUUACAAGGUAAUUGCAGACGAAGUCACUGGUCUCUUGAUUCUGAGCCCCUUCCCUCACCGUGAGAACGUCGAUGUUCUCAAAUUGCCCACUCGUCGUGGCACUGAGAUUAUGGCCAUCUACGUUCGACAUCCCAUGGCGACCUCUACUGUCCUCUACUCUCAUGGCAACGCCGCCGAUCUCGGCCAGAUGUAUGAGCUCUUCAUCGAAUUGAGUAUCCAUCUGGGAGUCAAUCUCAUGGGAUAUGACUAUUCUGGGUAUGGACAAUCAUCUGGGAAGCCAAGUGAGCAGAAUACCUAUGCAGAUAUAGAAGCUGCCUAUAAGUACCUUGAAGAGAAUUACGGUGCUAAGCAAGAAGAUAUUAUCCUCUAUGGCCAAUCUGUUGGAAGUGGCCCAACUUUAGAUCUUGCAGCUCGUUUGCCUCAAUUAAGAGCUGUUGUUCUGCAUAGUCCUAUACUUUCAGGCUUAAGAGUCAUGUACCCUGUGAAACGCACAUACUGGUUUGACAUCUAUAAGAACAUUGACAAAAUUCCACUGGUUAACUGUCCUGUAUUGAUCAUUCAUGGAACCUCUGAUGAAGUGGUCGACUGCUCUCAUGGUAAGCAGCUUUGGGAACUGUGCAAGGAGAAGUACGAGCCGCUAUGGCUCAAGGGAGGGAACCACUGUGACUUGGAGCUCUUUCCAGAGUAUAUUAAGCAUCUAAAGAAGUUCAUAUCGACAGUUGAGAAAUCACCACCUUCCCAGAGGAACAGUUCAAGGAAGAGCACAGACAGAUUUGAACAAUCCAGGCGAAGCACCGACUGUUUUGAGGCUUCAAGGAAGAGCACCGACAGGAGAGAGAAACCAAGGCAGAGCACUGACAAGCUUGAAAAACUGAAAAACCAUGACUCUAAGUCUAACAAUGUGAACAAGUUAGAAAAGUUAAAGAUCUCAUUUGAUCAAAUAGAGAGGUCUCGCAGAAGUGUAGACUGCCAUGAGAAGUCUCGUAGGAGCAUUGAUCACCAGUUGCAGAGAGCACGGAAGAGUGUUGACCGGUUGGAUAGAGUAAGGGCUGGGUAGAUCUUGAACUGUUGUAAAAUUCAUGCAUGAAUUUGGUAUUGUGGGAAAAAAUAUUUGGGCAUUUUUAUUUAUGGUUUUAAGCUGUGUAGUUUGCUUGUGGAAGUUCCAUAGUAACUAUGGCAUGAAAUGAGGAAGGGUUUGCUGUUAUUAUGGGAUUCA